Mytilinidion resinicola is the source of this 1606-nucleotide messenger RNA. RefSeq lists its product as uncharacterized. The transcript has a single exon. The coding region runs from base 297 to 1436 and encodes 379 amino acids. Lineage: Eukaryota; Fungi; Ascomycota; Dothideomycetes; Mytilinidiales; Mytilinidiaceae. The record is from RefSeq and is a predicted model, not a curated record.
GCGCAUUUUUAUUCUUACCGGAUUCUACGGUCCUAUCGAAUGUUCAACGCUCUCGCCGACCCUGUAACGUCACACUGUACUCUGUUGUAUCUACCGCUUCUGCGUCGCCUGAAGUCGAAGGAAAUUCCAAGCCCCUUUGGCCCUUGGAACCAUGAGCUAUAUAACAUUGGAAGCAAUGUACUCGUUUGAUUCAUCCAGCUUCAAUUUCAACAUCUUCUUGCAUUUCAUUCAAGUACUCUCUAUUUUCUUCUCAAUCUCUCAAAGUUUGCCUUCCAAUUCUUUCAGCCGUGUCCAAAAUGCGUCUCUCAUCUUUUGCUUCCCUUCUCCUCGCCAGCACCUCCCUAGUCACUGCCCGUGUCCUCCCCCGCGAUGAUGAUAACCGCGAUGAAGUGGUCUACCUUCUCAAUUGCAAAAACUACUUCGGAAACUCAGUAUUCAACUCGGGCUCCAAAGAUGCACUUUGGCUCCUCCCCAACUUCGAAACCUCCCGCAAUGCUGGACAACAUCCGAUCGAGGCCUAUCCCUCCGACCAUGGCUUAGGAAAAGACUACGGCGACAUGGACUACACCGUUGGUACCGAAGCGCAGCCCAUCACCGGUACCCUGGACGGCCGCCUCUUCCAGGUCUGGGGCCUGGCCGAAAAAGGCGACCCCAACACCUCCCUUACCGGCGAGGCCAAGCUGGGAGGACACGACAUGGCCUGCUAUCAGGCGCCGACUGUCUUCACCCAGACCAUCUCGAAGGACCGCCACUACAAGUGCGUCGCCCGGUACUGGUGUACGCGCCGAGAUCGCACGAUCCGCCGCACCUCGUUCGGCAUCUCCAACACAACCGCUGACGUGAUUCUGACGAGCGGGUCGCCCGGCGACGCCACCAGCGCGGUCAUUCUAGCGAACGUCAAGGAGGCGCUGCGGAACCUGCAGGUGGCGUACGACGGCGACCUCUCCGACGACGCGGCCGUGUUCACGAUCAAAGACACCGAGUCCGCCAUCUCCUUCGCGAUCGACUUCGACGAGAAGGCGGGCGACCUCAACUUCGACCCGAACCGGCUCAAGGACAUGGCGGACCAGCUGGUGGACAAGCUCGCCCCGGCGAUUGCAAACGCCGCGAAGUUGGUCAAAUGCUCACAGGGCUGGGGCGCCCAGUAUGCGAGCUGCACGUACAAGCUUGUGUUUCCGGAGCAGAUCAAGAUUGAGUCGCAGAUUACACUGCAGGCGAAUCAGAACUGGAUCACGCAGGACAAGGUGAAGAUAAUAGUGGGGAAGAAGGCGGGGGGGAAGGAUGAGUGUAAGACAGAUGGGGCGGUGGCGUCGGUUUUCGCGGGAGUCUUUGGAGCAUUGGGUGCGAUCACGACGGGGGGUAUGAGUGGGGUGGCGCAGGGGCUGGGUGGAGUCUUCGGUGCGAUUCAUGCCGCGAAGUGUGGGCUUCCGAUCUAGAGGGAGAAAGGUGCUGAAUCUCGGUUGUGAUGUUGUGCUGUACAUAGGUUCUCCCAUCUGUAUAGAGGCGGGCCGCGAGGUUGAUUUGUUGACAUAUUUUCAGCAUAGCGUUAUAGAGUGUAUUACUAGAUCAUUCUCCUUAUUCUGCUGUGCACAUACGUCCGGCCAAU